AUGGAGGGACUGUUUUUCAACGUCAACAACGGUUACGUGGAGGGCAUUGUCCGUGGCUAUCGCAACAGCCUCCUCACCAGCUCGGCUUACAACAACCUCAUCCAAUGCGAAACCAUCGAUGACCUGAAGCUCCAACUGGGGCCUGCAUACGGCGACUUCCUCGCGUCGCUCCCCCCAAACCCAUCAACAUCCAGCCUGGCCGCAAAGACCACCGACAAACUCAUCUCAGAAUUCCGUUAUGUCCGUUCCAACGCUGUCGGAUCCCUGGCCACUUUCAUGGACUACCUCACCUACGGCUAUAUGAUUGACAACGUCGCUCUUCUCAUUACUGGUACCCUUCACGAGCGAGACACCCGCGAGCUCCUCGAGCGAUGCCAUCCUCUUGGUUGGUUUGAGACGAUGCCAGUCCUCUGUGUCGCUACCAACAUCGAAGAGCUUUAUAACAGCGUUCUGGUCGAGACACCCCUGGCGCAGUACUUCAAGGGCAGCCUUAGCCACCAAGAUCUCGAUGAGCUGAACAUUGAAAUUGUCCGAAACACGCUCUACAAGAACUACCUGGAGGACUUUUACAACUUCGUCAACACACACCCCGACAUGGCCGGAACCCCGACCGCUGAUGUCAUGACCGAGAUCCUCGAAUUUGAAGCUGACCGCCGCGCCAUCAACAUCACUCUGAACUCCUUUGGUACUGAACUAACCAAGGGUGACCGAAACAAGCUGUACCCCACCUUUGGUAGGCUGUAUCCUGAGGGAACCCUGAUGCUCUCACGGGCAGAUGAUGCGGAAGGUGUGCGCCUUGCCGUAGAUGGUGUUCAUGAUUACAAGUCCUUCUUCGACACCGUGUCGAUCGGAGGUGGCGCAUCCGGACCCGGAAACAUGGGCGGUGGUUCUGCCGAUGGCAAGUCUCUCGAGGAUCUUUUCUACCAAAAGGAGAUGGAGAUCUCCAAGGGCGCCUUCACAAGGCAAUUCACCUACGCCAUCGUCUAUGCCUGGGUGAAACUGAGAGAACAGGAAAUUCGAAACAUCACCUGGAUUGCUGAGUGCAUUGCUCAGAAUCAAAAGGAGCGCAUUGGAAACUUUAUUAGCGUGUUUUCUUAG
This is a messenger RNA of Clonostachys rhizophaga, 1098 nucleotides long. NCBI's taxonomy places the organism in Eukaryota, Fungi, Ascomycota, Sordariomycetes, Hypocreales, Bionectriaceae. The record is from the annotation of a GenBank genome assembly.